AUGUCCAACUCUCCGUUCAACAAGCACCUCGAAACUAAUUUUUGUCCCUCAGAUGCGGAUAUUUCUCUCAUCAAAGAGCUGCUGGUUGAGCCGAGCGCUAAACUCGAGUCCAUAACAUCCCAGAUCGCGGCACUGAACACAAAAGUGGAGAGUCUGCAGAACCAGCGAAAAGCGCCAGCCACCUUUGUCGCCGCACAUAGAGCCCUCGCUUCUCCCAUUCGUCGUAUGCCAGAUGGGGUCCUGGCACAGAUAUUUACUGCCUGUCUUCCCACAGACCGAAACUGUGUAAUGAGUGCAUCCGAACCACCACUUCUUUUCGGCCGGGUAUGCAGUCGUUGGCGCGAUCUGGCCUUGCGAACUCCAACGCUCUGGUGUCGUGUGCAUGUGCACUGCCACGAUCCACUCCUUUUGAGCUGGCCACCACACUCAAUGGACGAAGAUGUCUCGAACAAGCUAGAACUUCACAAGCUGGCAUUUGUGGCCUGGAUAGCGCGUUCAGGCGACUGUCCACUGUCCAUAUCGAUACACAGAGCGACACCAUCGUUACUUGACAUACUGCUCUCCUUCGUCUCUCGUUGGGAGCACAUCCAAAUCGCUGCAACCCACCCUGUUCUUGCCGCGCUGGGUUCUGUUACCCGCAAGCAAGUCCCACAACUCAAAUCGCUCGCGAUUCAGGCCAUGCAGGUGAUGACAUUCCACUCGCAGCCCGAGAACGACGAGCCACCAUGGACAUCAUGUGACAUCCUUAGGGCUCCCCAUUUACGCCAUUUUGCAGCAUCCACAUCCGCUUAUCGGCACCUCUCAAUACCGCCCUUGUGGUCCGAUUUGCGAUCGCUCGAUAUCUCCAACAGAUCAAGGAUUGUCCAUCCUCGGAACAACGCGGAAGGACUACUGGUCGCUGAAGUACUUGCGCUCCUUCGGCAAAACCCUCGGCUACAGUACGGAAAAUUUCAGCUCGGCCGGCUUUCAUUCAUUGGCACUUUGGAGCCAACUGUCUUUAGGCACGACUCUCUCGAGACUCUCAUACUCAUCGGCGGUUACGAGUUGUCAUCAUUUACCACUCUUUCUCGAUAUGCCUCUUUUCCUCAGCUCCGCCACCUUCGUUGUUCCUUUCGUAUGAACAGUCGCGAAACAGCAGAUGCACGGAAUUUUCUUGCUACUUCAACGCUUCUCGAAAGCAUCGACAUCAACUGCGACUUUUUUACGCGAGAGUCACUUGAGGAAUUCCUGCGGGAUGUGCCCUUGUCGUUUACCACGCUCAAUCUCCGACCCGCCUGCUAUCAGCACGACUCGCGGGUACCAAGCGCCGUUGUCGACGAUGCCCUCCUGCGGGCUUUGUCUGAUCCUCACCAGCCGCUCGCGCCUACGCUCCAAAAUCUUGAACUGAGCUACUCUGCCGAAGUAUCUGACGAAGCACUACUGGAUUUCGUCCGCACCAAGAUGGGUCACGGGGGGGCAUUGAAGCCCCUCCGCCAUCUUUCGGUCCUGUUCAGACGGCGACUCGAGCAGGACAUUCUACCGGACCUGCAGGUGUUCUCACGAGAGCAGGGGUUAGAUGUCGAGCUCCGAUACCAGCAACCUGUCCGUCAAAGUUUCUCGCCGUGGAAAGGAUUGGAGAGAGGGAAAGAAGAACAACUGUACAUUAUUCCCUCCGAGCCAGAGGGCGAUGCGUAA
This is a messenger RNA of Mycena indigotica, 1674 nucleotides long. RefSeq lists its product as uncharacterized. Lineage: Eukaryota; Fungi; Basidiomycota; Agaricomycetes; Agaricales; Mycenaceae. The transcript has a single exon. The record is from RefSeq and is a predicted model, not a curated record. The coding region runs from base 1 to 1674 and encodes 557 amino acids.